UUGGCCCUCAUAAGUUUCAAUCAUAAAUUUUAACGAACUCAAACGAUCGAUCGUCUCAAAUCUGAAGCUGUAUUCGGAAUGUCGAAGGUUGAACUGAUGCCGUCUUGUCGGGUUCGGAUGGCCGGCGCCCGCGCUGCCGCCGGCCGCCUCAGACCUCCGGCGAUGCCAACAACAUUGGAGCUACCUCCAUGGGAUCUCCUCCACCUCCGGCGCGACCCUAUUCGAAGAGGCCUUCUAUUCUACAACGACCCUCAACGACGAGGAGAGUUCAAAUUCAUCGUCGAUCGCCUCAAGAAUUCGCUCGCUCGGACGCUCGACUUCUUCCCUCCGCUCUCGGGUCGCCUUGGCUUCGUUACGCAUGACGACGGCACCUCGUCUUACUUCAUCGAUUGCAACGAUGCGGGAGCUGAGUUUGCUCAUGCCGUUGCGCGUGGAGUUUCGGUGUCCGAUGUCGUCGAGCACAAGUACGUGCCGGAGAUAGUGUCGUCUUUCUUCCCGAUGAAAGAAACUCCAAACUACGACGAGACGUGGAAGCCCUUGUUGGCGGCGCAAGUGACCGAGCUUGACGAUGGCUUCUUCGUCGGCUGCACCGUUAAUCACGUCGUCGCAGAUGGGGCAUCUUUCUGGCACUUCUUCAAAUCCUGGUCCGAGAUGGCGCGCGGCUUUGACACGAUAUCGAAGGUUCCUAUUUUCGAUCGAUGGUUCCCGAGCAAUGUUACAGAUGAAAAUCGUCGGAUUCAUCUCCCACCGUUGGAUCAAAAUCCAAUGGUCAACACAUCGCCGCCCCCACCGUUGCUCGAAAGGGUUUUUCACUUCAGUAAAGAUAGUUUAGCCAAGCUAAAAAACAUAGUGAACUUGAAAUUUAAAGACUGCGGAGAAACCUCCACAUUUCAAGCUCUAUCAGCUCAUCUAUGGCGAAGCGUCGCGCGCUCCCGACUUUCAAGGAGUAGUAAAAAUUCGGAAGAGCCGCAAUGCUUUAUUCUAUUAGUCGACGCGAGAUCAAGAGUGCCCUUACCGGACGGCUAUUUUGGCAACGCGGUUCAUUCCGCGAGGAUUGAGGUUACCGAGCAUGAACUUCUAGAAAACGGGCUAGAGUUUGUUGCCAUGAAGAUCAACGAACUUGUAGGUCGACAAACGAGGGAAGCCGUGGUCAAGUAUGUCGAAGAUUGGGUCGAGACGCCGGUGAUUAAAAGGAAGGGGGCGGCGAACUUUCUCAUUGUUGGUUCGCCGCGCUUUGAUGUGUACGGUUGCGAUUUUGGAUGGGGAAAACCGGUUGCUUCGAGGAGUGGCGGAAGGCGAAAGUUCGAUGGGAAGGUGACGGUUCUUCCGGCGGCUCAAAGUGGCGGCAUUGAUGUGGAAGUUUGCUUGUCGCCGGAGGCAUUGAUGGCCAUGGACGAUGAUCUUGAGUUCAUGGAAGCGGUAACUGUUUAAAUAUGGAUCAUACAUGGAGCUGGCAAAAA
Messenger RNA from Andrographis paniculata, 1460 nucleotides. RefSeq lists its product as uncharacterized. The coding region runs from base 79 to 1431 and encodes 450 amino acids. The record is from RefSeq and is a predicted model, not a curated record. NCBI's taxonomy places the organism in Eukaryota, Viridiplantae, Streptophyta, Magnoliopsida, Lamiales, Acanthaceae. The transcript has a single exon.